This is a messenger RNA of Acanthoscelides obtectus, 1633 nucleotides long. The record is from the annotation of a GenBank genome assembly. Lineage: Eukaryota; Metazoa; Arthropoda; Insecta; Coleoptera; Chrysomelidae.
UCUAGAUUAGAUUGUAUGUUUGUACUUUAUAAACACCGGUUGUGCAUUUGUCUGUUUUAAAUAUUGUGACUGUUGUCUGGUUAUUAUUGGCUUAUGGGUAACAUAGAGAGUUUUAUUAGGCAUCGAUUUAGUUAAGUAGGUGAUAAGAUACCCCAAAAUUUGUACGAAUAUCUAUAUAGGACAUAACUGUCAUACUACCUACUUAAAUAAUCAAUUAUUGUUAUUAUAAAUUAUGAGAAAUUUCGUAAAACGACGAGAUUUAAAUCGAUAUGAAGAUCUGAUGAUAUGAAUCUCCACAAAACAUAUAUACUGAGUCUUCAUGGAAGAUAGAAUUAUCUCCAGCAUAUCGUAUAUUUGGCAACAAUGCGAUCUCGGGACCGAGUCGGUUGGUCGUGUGCCGACUAGAAUCAAUCGGAACGGAAUGAACGGUUAGCAAUAGAAUAGACGGUUAGUCUGACGUGCUUAUUAUACCAAGUGUACAAUGGACCUGCCGGAAACAUAUGUAAAGGGUUUUCACGAUGAGAAUGAAGUUAGGAAGAUGAAGUACUCUACUUUGGGCAGUACUGAACUGAAAGUAUCGCAGUUGUCGCUUGGUACUGCAGCUUUUUCUUACUUCUAUGGGGAUGUUGACCUAAAAGAAUGUAGACAGGUUGUCCAUGAGGCAAUUAAGAAAGGCAUCAAUUACAUCGAUACAGGUCCUUGGUAUGGUCAUGGACAGGCUGAGGAAAUAUUGGGAAAGUGUUUGGAGGGAAUUCCAAGGAAAGCAUACUACCUGGCUACAAAGGUGGGAAGAUAUGAGAAGGAUCCAUCGUUGAUGUUUGAUUUUUCUGCAGAAAAGUCAAAACGUAGUAUUGAAGACUCAUUGAGCAGACUAGGGACUGACUAUGUUGAUGUGAUUCAAGUACACGACAUUGAAUUUGCUCCAAGUCUAGACCUCAUUUUGAAUGAAACUUUGCCUGCAGUGCAAGGCAUAGUGAAUGAAGGUAAGGCAAAAUACAUUGGGUUAACUGGCUAUCCAGUAUCAACGCUCUGGGAAUGCAUCGAAAGAAGUCAUGUGCCCAUCAACAUGCUUCUAUCCUAUUGCAGAUUGACGAUGAUAGAUGAUACUUUGACAAAAUUUAUACCCAGGUUACAGGGAAAGAACGUGGGGAUAGUGAACGCAGCUGCGCAAUCCAUGGGUCUGUUGCGUAAUGCCGAACCACCUGACUGGCACCCCGCAGGAGAAGAAAUAAAAACUGUUUGCUCAGAAGCCAGACAGUAUUGCAAGGACAAAGGUGUUGAAUUAGGGAAGCUUGCGUUAUACUACAGCUUGCAACAUAAAGGAACUGCCACUGUACUUGUGGGAAUGAAUAACAGGCAGUUGCUAGACUUUAACCUACAGGUGCUUCAUGAGGGGUUAUCUCCAAACGAGCUGGCUGCUUAUAAUCACGUAUUGAAAAUUUUCGAAAAAUUGACAGUAAGACACUGGGAGAACAUUGAGGUCGAAAACUACAGAAAAUUUAUCUCUAGUGAAGCUGGAGGUGGAGGAUGUUCCAAAUAAACAUGUAAACAUAUAAUAUUGCUGAAUAAACUUAAUUUUCUCAUUGUUACAUUAUUAUAACCCUUCAAUAAAAGUGCACUAAACAGUUUGAAA